GGAAACGCCCGCCAAGGCCUCGGCGAGCCCCGGGCACCGAGCUGCCUCCGCCGCGGCCGCUGCCCAGCCUCCCUCCAGAUUAUCCUUGGGAAGAAAACCAACUGGAAAGAAAAUGAAGUUUCUUAUCUUCACAGUUGUGACUGUUCACCUAUUAACUGUGGUUUCUGGUAAAGCUAUAUUCAAGGAUGACAUCUCUCAGGAAACAUUUCAAAAAAUCAAAGAAGAAAUAGCUAGCUAUGGAGACAUUGCUAAAGCAAUUAUCGACCUUGCUGUGUAUGGUAAAUCCCAGAACCGAUCCUAUGACAGGUUGGGACUUCUGGUCGAUACUGUUGGACCCAGAUUGAGUGGUUCCAAGAACCUAGAAAAUGCUAUCCAAAUUAUGUACCAAAACCUGCAGCAAAAUGGGCUGGAGAAUGUGCACCUGGAACCAGUCAAAAUACCCCACUGGGAGAGGGGAGAAGAAUCUGCUAUGAUGCUAGUGCCGAGAGUGCACAAAAUGGCUAUUUUGGGUCUUGGCAGCAGCAUUGGGACUCCCCCAGAAGGCAUUAUGGCAGAAGCUCUGGUAGUGACCUCUUUUGAUGAGCUGCGGAGAAAGGCCCCAGAAGCAAGAGGGAAGAUUGUCGUUUAUAACCAACCUUACAUCAGCUAUCCAGUGACGGUGCAAUACCGUGUCCGGGGGGCAGUGGAAGCUGCCAAGGUGGGGGCUGUGGCAUCCCUCAUCCGUUCAGUGGCGUCCUUCUCCAUCUACAGUCCUCAUACAGGUUUUCAGGAAUAUCAGGAUGGUGUGCCCAAGAUCCCAACAGCUUGUAUUACAGUGGAAGAUGCAGAAAUGAUAGCCAGAAUGGCUUCUCGUGGAAACAGAAUUGUCAUUCACUUAAAGAUGGAUGCAAAGAACUACCCAGAUACCAGUUCCUUCAACACUGUAGCAGAGAUCACUGGGAGCAAGUAUCCAGAACAGGUUGUGUUGGUCAGUGGACAUCUGGACAGCUGGGAUGUUGGACAGGGUGCCAUGGAUGAUGGUGGUGGAGCCUUCAUAUCAUGGGAAGCACUCUCCCUCAUUAAAGAUCUGGGACUGCGCCCAAAGAGGACUGUGCGCCUCGUGCUCUGGACUGCAGAGGAGCAAGGUGGAAUCGGUGCCUCCCAGUAUUUCCAGCUACACAAGGUAAAUAGUUCCAACUACAGCCUGGUGAUGGAGUCUGACUCUGGAACCUUCUUACCCACUGGGAUUCAGUUCAGUGGCAGUGAAAAGGCCAGGGCCAUCAUGAAGGAGGUCAUGAGCCUGCUGAAACCCCUCAAUAUCACCCAGGUCUUUAGCGGCACUGAAGGGACAGACAUCAACUUCUGGAUCCAAGCUGGAGUGCCUGGAGCCAGCCUAUGUGAUGACUUAUCUACGUACUUUGCCUUCCACCAUUCCCAUGGAGACACCAUGACUGUUAUGGAUCCAAAGAAGAUGAAUAUUGCUGCUGCUGUUUGGGCUGUUGUCUCUUACGUUGUUGCCGACAUGGAAGAAAUGCUGCCCAGGACCUAAGAGGAGCGCUCUCUGGCAGGAAUCCUGGCUCUAGGGCUUCAGAAACCCCAACAUCACCAAGCAGUGUUAUCCAGUUCAUUACUCUUUGCCUACUUUCUGUUAUCCUCUUUUCUUGAUACUUCUUAAACUGCUUCUAGACUAAGGAAUGAUCCUUAUUGCCCCAUAGAAUCAACAUGAUGUAGGGAUAAUAAUAAAAGUAUUUCUUUAUAUCACUUUAAAAAAAUAUUUCUACCUUGAAAAUAAACACCGAGUAAAGCCUUG
Molecule: messenger RNA, 1789 nt
Organism: Jaculus jaculus (lesser Egyptian jerboa)
Lineage: Eukaryota; Metazoa; Chordata; Mammalia; Rodentia; Dipodidae
Gene: Cpq
Product: carboxypeptidase Q
Exons: 8
Coding region: 113-1528 (471 amino acids)
Biological process (GO): peptide catabolic process; thyroid hormone generation; proteolysis
Molecular function (GO): metallodipeptidase activity
Source: RefSeq, a predicted model, not a curated record